AUGGUGCAGUACAUCCUGACGCCGUGGCGCGAUCGCCGCGAGCUGCUCAAGGUUCGCCAGCAGUUCUAUCCCGCGGCCCCGUCCCCCGCGGACCCUACGUCCUCUGCAGCACUGCCAGCACCACCAGCAUCAGCGACAGCAUCAUCCGCGCCCGUAUCUGCUUCUGCAUUGCCGACGGCACCGCCGACAACAACACAAGGGGUACCAGUGCCAGCACCGACACCAACGGGAGGAGCACCGCUCAUGACGAGUGCCAUCGGCGGCAGCAGCUCCUCCAACGUCGAUAACGACAGGCCGCUGCUUCUGCUGCUGGCCGCCCAGCACCAUGCCGUCGCCAGGGUGUCCAUGUGGAUGCAGCGCGGCAACUGUCCGCACAUGGUCGAGUCGACGGCCCUGCUGACGGCCGCCAUUCUGAGCGACGGGGAGAGCAAGGGCAGCGCCGGCACCUACGCCGUCCGCGCCGCCUACGCCGCCGCCUUUAGCCGUCGGGAGCUGGUGGCUGUCGCAAGCCCGUCAAAGUCUAUUUGGGCCUUUUCCGUCCCUCCUCAUUCCGGCCUCCUCGAACCUUGGCCCGUCCCUUGGUCUUGGGUGGCUUUGAAACAAUCCAAUCCUCCAAGGACAUCCUUUGGUCGCCCUUGUUCCCUCGAACCCUCGUUUCUGGACUUCGGCGUCUUCUCACAUCUUACAUACCUCCUCCUUUCGACUUUCCUGUCAUUGUCACCCCCUCCCGUACAAAAGCACACCACGCCCCCCCCUUCCCUUUCCCGUCCUGUGUCUCGCGGCGCCAUGUCUCCUUUUGGAUUCUGCAUGUUAAAGCCUGCCCCAACACCCGACCGACUAGUCAAGGCGGUCCGUCUGAUGAAAGGCGCAUUUGCCCGAUCUGACCUGACCGACCUGCUGGAUCACACGCCCGGGCAAUGCACAUAUACGCACGCCGCACCAACACACACCCCCCCAUCCUCCCAGCAAACACCGUCUUGGAUCGCCUCUUGUCUCAUAUUGUCCGCGUCGCGCAAGUGUGCACUCACUUCUUUAGCCCAUGAUCUGACUGACUUGCCUCUGUGGCAUCGGGAGGUUUGGAUUGGAUGUCUUCGCUACAUGCAACCUCCCGCCGGGCCCUACCCUUCGUUCGUGACCGGACUCCUGGACGGACACCAGGAUAAGCAGCGUAAGCUGAGCAUGUACUCAGUGGCCAAGACCAUCGGGCUGCCGGCGACCUUUGUCGAGCUUCGGCACCAGGCGACGCACGAGACGCUACCGUCACUCGCGAAGCUGCGGUCCGCCGCUCGUAAGGCUCUGGUCUGGAUAUGGGAGUACUACUGGCAGCACUUGGGGCCCGAGGACGAGGUGGCGGUGGAGGUGGGUGAGAAUGAGGGUGAGGGAUGGGAGCGGAUUGAGGUUUCGGAGAAGAGGGUCGGCGUCGCCACGGCAGCAGCGGGUCGCGCGGUCGUCGUCGCCUUCCUCGAAGAACAAGACGAGGCGCGGCGCGCAGAUAUGAAGAGGUGGAUUGACGGGCUCGACGAGGCUCGGCUGCUCGCCACAUUGGACAAGAUCACGGAGACGCCGCCGAACAACAUCGUUCUACUUGCUGCACUGCGGCUGUUGAAGGAGAUUCUGCAAAAGCGGCAGAGUGUCAAGGGCACAGAACAAGGGCACGCCAGGGACGUGGACGAAAUCGAGAGGAAGAUAUCACAGGCGAGGGACGCCCUCAUGGCGGAGACGCAAGACGCGGCCGAGACCUCUGCCGACGACGCCGGAACUGAGGAGGCUCAAGAGAUUGUUGGCACGGGAUGGGCCAGGUUCGAGGGCACGUGGAAGCCGCGACCGAUUGGCGUCGCAAUCAUCCAGACAUCUCUCGACCGCGUAAUCGCCUUUCAUGAAUACCUUCGCCUCGAGGAGACCAUUGCUGAGAACAAAACUCACCACAGCAACAGCCGCAGGGUGGGCAGUAGUAACAACUACGCCUACCUGGUCAAGGAUGACAAGACCAAUGACGCAGUCAUCAUCGACCCGGCCAACCCGCCCGAGGUGACUCCGGUGCUGCAGAAGGCCAUCAAGGCCGGCGAGAUCAACCUCACGGCCAUCGUCAACACGCACCACCAUUGGGACCACGCAGGCGGAAACAAGCAGCUCCAAGGCGACCUCGGCCUGGAGAAGCUGCCCGUCAUCGGCGGCAAGAACUGCGACGGCGUUACCAGGACGCCGGGCCACGGCGAGUCGUUUAACAUCGGCAGCAUCGCCGUCAAGGCGCUGCACACGCCGUGCCACACCCAGGAUAGCAUCUGCUGGUUCAUGCAGGACGGGGAGCAGAAGGUCGUGUUUACGGGUGACACGCUCUUCAUCAGCGGCUGCGGCAAGUUCUUCGAGGGCAACGCCGAUGAGAUGCACACGGCGCUGAAUAAGACGCUGGCCUCGCUGCCCGACGACACGGUCGUGUUUCCCGGCCACGAGUACACAAAGUCUAACGUCAAGUUUGCCGCGUCGGUGCUGCAGAACGAGGCGAUCCAGAAGCUGCAGGCCUUUGCGGAGAACAACAAGGAGACGCAGGGCAAGUUCACGAUCGGCGACGAGAAGGACCCCGAGAUUCAAAAGGUUACGGGGGAGAGCGAGCCUGUCUCCGUCAUGGCCAAGCUGCGGGAGAUGAAGAACAACUUCAAGUGA
Colletotrichum higginsianum IMI 349063 is the source of this 2661-nucleotide messenger RNA. Its product is annotated as Hydroxyacylglutathione hydrolase. Lineage: Eukaryota; Fungi; Ascomycota; Sordariomycetes; Glomerellales; Glomerellaceae. The transcript is spliced from 11 exons. Gene Ontology annotation, molecular function: endonuclease activity; hydroxyacylglutathione hydrolase activity. Gene Ontology annotation, cellular component: Las1 complex. The coding region runs from base 1 to 2661 and encodes 886 amino acids. The record is from RefSeq and is a predicted model, not a curated record. Gene Ontology annotation, biological process: rRNA processing.